Molecule: messenger RNA, 1997 nt
Organism: Malurus melanocephalus (red-backed fairy wren)
Lineage: Eukaryota; Metazoa; Chordata; Aves; Passeriformes; Maluridae
Gene: DNAJC1
Product: DnaJ heat shock protein family (Hsp40) member C1
Exons: 12
Coding region: 146-1792 (548 amino acids)
Cellular component (GO): endomembrane system
Source: RefSeq, a predicted model, not a curated record
GGGAGCGCUGCUGCCGGCGCCGGGCCGGGUCGCGCGCGUCCCUUCAGAGCCGAGCGGCCGCUGUGGCGAGCGCGGCCUCCGCCGAGCCUCCCGAGCGCGUCCCUGCUCCGCCACCGCUCCGCUACCGCCACCGCCGCCGGCAAACAUGGCCCGCCCGCGGCCCGCGCCGCGCCCUUGGCUGCUGCCGCUCCUGGCGCUGCUGGCGCUGCUUGCUUCCUGCGCCCGCGCCUGGGACAGCGGCGACCUGGAGCUCUUCGACCUGGUGGAGGAAGUGCCGCGGAACUUCUACGACUUCUUGGGGGUGCAGCAGGAUGCUUCAUCUGCAGACAUUCGGAAAGCAUAUCGAAAGCUUUCUCUAAUUUUACACCCGGAUAAGAAUAAAGAUGAAAAUGCAGAAAUACAGUUUAGGCAAUUAGUGGCCAUCUAUGAGGUUUUAAAGGAUGAAGAAAGGAGGCAGAGGUAUGAUGAUAUUCUGAUCAAUGGACUACCAGAUUGGCGACAGCCUGUGUUCUACUACAGGCGGGUGAGAAAAAUGAGCAAUGCUGAGCUGGCAUUACUCUUGUUCAUUAUACUCACAGUGGGUCAUUAUGCUGUGGUUUGGUCAAUCUACCUGGAAAAACAGCUGGAUGAACUGCUCAGCAGAAAAAAGAGGGAGAAGAAGAAAAAAACAGGCGGCAGGAGUGCAGAUGAAGCCAAACUURCUGCUCUAGACAAAAAUGAAAGAGUACUGGACAAACCACAGUGGCAUGACUUACUUCCAUGCAAGCUGGGAAUAUGGUUCUGUCUCACAGUGAAAGCUUUACCUCAGCUAUUCCAGGAUGCCAGACAAUUAUAUGUAGAAUAUAAAGAAACAAAAAUGAAGGAGAAAGAAGAUGCCCUGGCUAAGGCUGAACUUGAAACACUUCAGAAAGAGAAGAAGCCUAAAGUCAAGAAACCAAAAUCAGAAUUCCCUGUAUACACAGCACUGGAAUCAAAUGCGUAUAUACCAUCUUAUGAUCAUGGAGCUUCAAUUGAAGAGAUUGAGGAACAGAUGGAUGAUUGGUUGGGAGGCAGGAACAGAACCCAGAAAAAGAAGGCACCUGAAUGGACAGAGGAGGACCUGAGCCAGCUGACAAGAAGUAUGGUUAAGUUCCCAGGGGGGACCCCCGGUCGAUGGGAAAAGAUUGCUCACGAAUUGGGUCGAUCAGUGGCAGAUGUUACCCUGAAAGCCAAACAGGUGAAGGAUUCUGUUACAUAUACACCAGGUACCAUUAGGCUCUCUGAGCUUAAAACACUGGCCCACAACUCCARAARUUUCAAAGUCAGCAUGAAUCUGCCRGAUCACAUAAUCACCCAGCGAGACAGGGAGGAGGAAAUGGAGGAGGAGGGGAACUACAAUCUUACAGCAGAGCAGAUGGAUGUCCAGACAGAUCCAAAGGACACCACUGCAAGUGAAACUAGACACCGCAGACGGAAAAUUGUCAAAGCACCUGAAAUGGCUCUGCUGSCAACAAAAGAGGCAUCAGAAGAAAAGGGCAGGGGGAGACGUCAGAAAGAUUUUGAUAACACUGAGCAAGAGGAAGAGAGUGAUGAUGAGAGCAGAAGAAGGGAGAAAAGCCGUGCGCCAGAAGAACUGUGGACUCAAAACCAACAGAAACUUCUUGAAAUGGCCUUGCAGCAGUAUCCAAAGGGAACAUCGGAUCGCUGGGAUAAAAUAGCAAAAUGUGUUCCUGGRAAAAGCAAGGAGGAGUGUAUAGCAAGAUACAAGUUGCUUGUUGAACUGGUACAAAAGAAAAAAAUGGCUAAAAGCUGAAUGCUGUGAGCAAGAAGAGAUGUAUCUCAACUUUGUCAAAAUGGGGUUUUAAAUCUCACAUGCAGGAAACUGCAUUUUUGUACCUCAGUAUUUCUAUACGUCAUGUGCCUUAGUAGAAGAAAAUAUUAAUAAAUCUUACACCAUCUUACCUCGUUUGUGUGUUGAAGAAUGAAUGCAUGUUUGUAUUGAAGAGCUGCUUAUGCAG